AUGGGCGCCUACCCGGAGCUGUCGGCCCCCUCGCCGCGGGCCUCGCUGCUCCCCGAGGAGGCGCCCCCGGCCGACGCCGAGCCCGCCAAGCUGCGCCUGCCCUGCCAGGUGACGCCGGCCCGGGAGAGCGGCCCCAGCCAGGUGGAGCGGCGACUGGAGGCCUUGACGCUGGAGCUGGAAAAGGAGCUGGAGCUGCACGUGCGCAAGGAGUACUUCGGUAUUUGUAUCAAGUGUGGAAAGGGGGUAUAUGGGGCCAGCCAAGCGUGCCAGGCCAUGGGGAACCUUUACCAUACCAACUGCUUUACAUGCUGCUCUUGUGGUCCCCAGUUGACAUGCUUCCUGUCCCGGAACAGCCUUUCCAGCAUCAACUAA
Molecule: messenger RNA, 372 nt
Organism: Thamnophis sirtalis
Lineage: Eukaryota; Metazoa; Chordata; Lepidosauria; Squamata; Natricidae
Source: RefSeq, a predicted model, not a curated record